UUUGGUCCAUGUUCAUGAGUGAAGCUGCUGCGACAUCAACGAUGCGUUUACAUCAAAUAUCUGCUUUCGUUUUUUUCACCUUUCUUAUGACGAUUGAUGCUACUGGGGACAAAAUACCUCUAGGAGCCAUUUUUGAACAAGGGACAGAUGAAGUACAAACAGCAUUUAAAUUUGCUAUGCUCAAUCAUAAUCAAAAUAUUACCGGAAGACGAUUCGAACUGCAAGCUUACGUAGAUGUCAUCAACACAGCUGAUGCUUUCAAAUUAUCUAGAUUGAUAUGCAAUCAGUUUCAACGGGGAGUAUAUUCAAUGCUGGGAGCUGUAUCACCCGACUCCUUUGAUACCCUUCACUCGUACAGUAACACAUUCCAGAUGCCAUUCGUAACGCCAUGGUUUCCUGAGAAAGUAUUGGCACCCUCGUCUGGAUUUUUGGAUUAUGCCAUAUCUAUGAGACCAGAAUAUCAUCAGGCGAUAAUCGAUACAGUUCGCUAUUACAACUGGGAUAAAAUCAUUUAUUUGUACGACUCUAAUGAUGGACUUCUCAGACUACAGCAGAUUUAUCAAGGUUUGAUACCAGGAAAAGAAAGUUUUCAAGUUUCUUCCGUAAGAAGAAUUGGUAACGCUUCUGAAGCCCUGCAGUUUCUGGGAAGCAUGGAAGAACAAUCACGUUGGGAACACAAGUACAUUGUUCUAGAUUGCACAGCUGAUAUGGCCAAGGAGAUAGUAGUUAGUCAUGUGAGGGAUAUAACUUUAGGGCGGAGGACAUAUCAUUAUCUGCUCUCGGGUUUGGUAAUGGAUGAUAGAUGGGAGAGCGAGGUUAUUGAAUACGGAGCCAUCAAUAUAACAGGAUUCAGAAUAGUAGAUAGUACGAAGAAACAUGUGAAGGAAUUUCUGGAGGAAUGGAAGAAAUUGGAUCCCAUGUCAUCGCAAGGCGCAAAGGAUAAUAUUUCAGCCCAGGCAGCUUUCAUGUACGACGCAGUUUUCGUCCUGGUUGAAGCUUUCAGUAAACUCUUACGAAAAAAACCCGAUGUAUUCAGAAGUACCUUACGAAAAGGUCAAACUUUCAGCAACGGAACUAGAGGAGUAGAUUGCAAUACGCCAGGUGGUUGGGUUACGCCUUGGGAGCACGGAGAUAAAAUUUCCAGAUUAUUGAGAAAGGUGGAACUUGAAGGUCUUACAGGUGAGAUUCGUUUUAGCGAAGAUGGUAGAAGGCAGAACUACACCCUUCAUGUAGUGGAGAUGACAGUUAAUAGCGCUAUGGUUAAAGUAGCUGAGUGGAGUGAUAAUACCGGCUUCACUCCAGUAGCAGCUAAAUAUAUCAGAUUGAAGCCACCACUAACAAUAGAACGAAAUAAGACUUACAUCGUGACAACAAUAGUGGAAGAACCUUAUAUCAUGCUGCGGCAAGCAGAGCCUGGAAAAAUUCUGCAUGGUAAUGAAAGAUUUGAAGGAUACUGCAAGGAUUUGGCUGAUCUCAUAGCCAAAAGGUUGGGAAUAAACUAUGAAUUGAGAAUCGUCAAAGAUGGAAAGUAUGGCACAGAGAAUCCUGAUGUCAAAGGUGGCUGGGAUGGAAUGGUAGGAGAAUUAGUUCGCCAAGAGGCAGAUCUAGCAAUUGCACCAAUGACUAUCACUUCUGAACGAGAACGAGUUAUUGAUUUCACCAAACCAUUCAUGUCCCUAGGUAUUUCUAUUAUGAUCAAGAAACCAAUGAAACAACAGUUAGGUGUAUUCAGUUUCUUGAAUCCAUUCUCGAAGGAAAUAUGGGUUUGUGUUAUAUUCAGCUUUAUCGGAGUGAGCAUCGUCCUGUUUACUGUUUCAAGAUUUUCACCCUACGAAUGGCGCCUUCUUCAUCUGACGGGUGAGCAUCACGAGAUAUCUGGUGUUCAUGGUAGUCAUGGCGGCUCUAUGGCUAAUGACUUCACGAUGAUGAAUUCACUUUGGUUUUCGCUUGGAGCUUUCAUGCAACAAGGAUGCGAUAUAUCUCCUAGAUCAACGUCUGGUAGGAUAGUUGGUGCCGUCUGGUGGUUUUUCACGUUGAUUCUGUUAUCAUCAUACACUGCCAAUUUGGCGGCCUUCCUGACGGUCGAGAGAAUGGUGACGCCAAUCAAUUCUGUCGAGGAUUUGGCACAUCAAAACGAAGUUGAAUAUGGGACAUUGGCCGAUGGAGCUACAUAUGACUUUUUCAAGAGGUCACAAAUAUCACUUUACACCAAGAUGUGGGAAUUUAUGAAUUCGAGAAGUCAUGUUUUUGUUAAAUCGUAUGACGAAGGAAUUAACAGAGUUCGACAGUCUAAAGGAAAAUAUGCUCUCUUGAUAGAAUCUCCAAAAAACGAAUAUAUCAAUCUACAGAAACCAUGCAACACCAUGAAAGUUGGUAGCAAUUUGGAUGCAAAAGGAUUUGGAGUAGCAACUCCGCUAGGAUCUCCUCUAAGGGAUGCUGUCAAUUUGGCGGUUCUUGCAUUAAAAGAAAAUGAGGAACUAACAAAAUUGACGAACAAGUGGUGGUAUGAUCGAUCGCAAUGUUCUAAUGAAAAACAGGAUGCUACAAGAAGUGAACUUUCUCUAAGCAACGUGGCAGGCAUAUUCUAUAUUCUCAUCACUGGACUACUACUGGCAUUAACUGUGGCUCUAAUUGAAUUUUGUUAUAAAUCGCACACAGAAGCCACAAGAGCGAAAAUACCCUUGAGUGAUGCAAUGAAGGCCAAAGCUCGUUUGACGAUCGGGGUAGGAAGAGAUUAUGAUAAUGGAAGAUAUUACACCCCUGCGAAUCAGAUAGCUGGUGGAAAUGAACCAGAACAGGCUCAUAGUAAUACACACACGCAGUUUGUUCGUCUUAAAAGUCACCGAUUUUAUUGAAGUGUAUUCGGGAUAGGAAAUUCAUUCAGAUUCGUUCGGAUAAUGUUAUAAUAAUAUG
Coccinella septempunctata (seven-spotted ladybird) is the source of this 2913-nucleotide messenger RNA. Its product is annotated as glutamate receptor 1-like. The coding region runs from base 9 to 2855 and encodes 948 amino acids. Lineage: Eukaryota; Metazoa; Arthropoda; Insecta; Coleoptera; Coccinellidae. The transcript has 14 exons. Gene Ontology annotation, cellular component: plasma membrane; postsynaptic membrane. Gene Ontology annotation, molecular function: transmitter-gated monoatomic ion channel activity involved in regulation of postsynaptic membrane potential; glutamate-gated receptor activity. The record is from RefSeq and is a predicted model, not a curated record. Gene Ontology annotation, biological process: synaptic transmission, glutamatergic; modulation of chemical synaptic transmission; monoatomic ion transport.